CCACAAAACCACGCCCAGUAAAACGCUACGCGUCGUCACUCUCGUUGUCUCGCGUCGUCUCCGCUCGUCCCCACCCAAAGCGCACGGCUCGCUGUCGCCGUCCGCGGCCGGGCCGAGGAAAUCGAAGCUGCGGGCCGGCGCGACGCGGGGGAGAGCCGGGAGGGGAGAAACCUCGAAGCCGUCCCUACGUCGCUUCGUGCUCGGGCUCUUCCGGCCGGCGGCAUGGAGAGCGCCGUCCUCGCUUGCAAGGCGCCAGCCGCGGCCGCCGCGCCUGGGGCGGGAGGGGGCGGAGGAGUCGGGGACGUGGUGAGGUUGAAGCGGUCGGCGCUCGCGGCGUGCCUCACAUGUCCGCUCUGCGGCCGCCUCCUCCGCGACGCCGCCACCAUCACCGAGUGCCUCCACACCUUUUGCAGGAAGUGCAUAUUGGAAGAGUUCAUAAAUAAGGAAGUCUGCUGCUGCCCUAUCUGUAGCACUGAUUUGGGCUGGGCUCCGUUGGAGAAACUCAGAAUUGAUCAUAGCCUACAAUAUGUAAGGUCAAAGAUAUUUCCUAAGAAGCAAAAGGUUGAGGGCCCAGAAGUCACAUCGUCAGCUACAUCACCUAUCAAGAGGAAAGAACGAUCUUUAUCUUCGUUGACGAUUCCUGCUCCUCGAGUGUCUAUGCAAAAAUGCUUGACAAAGAGGAGAACAAAAGCUUCAUGUUUACGUAACCUCUCUUUGCACACAAAGUUGCGGGACAGUAAUAUCACAAAGAAAGUUGGGGGAUGGAGACCUUUAGGAUCUCAAUAUAAACCUGCUAAAAAUAAAAGGUCUCCUAGAUCUAAAUCAGAAGAUGUACAGACGACAGAAAAUAAAUCAGAUGAUCCAGUUGAUGAAAUUCCUACCAGUCAAUCAAAGAUUAAAAGGCAGUUUACAAGACGUGGAAAUCUGGAGAAGAGAACAGGAAGCAAGAAACAGUUGAUUUUAAAGGGAAAACAGAAAAACAUCAAGCCAAAGCUGCCUAACAAGAAGAGAAAGUUGCAAGCAUUAUGGUUCUACCUUGUUGCUGCUUUUGACCAGAAAGGUCAACCUCCUCUACCACAGGUAGCGUCAAAAUUUUUGAGGAUCAAGGAUGUAGACUUGCCUGCGUCCUUCUUACAGAAGUACCUCGUGCAGAAACUUAAUCUUUCAAAUGAAGCUGAGGUGGAUAUAUUGUGCGGUGCCAAGCCAGUAAGCCCAGGAAUGACCCUGCACGAUCUAGCAGAUUGCUGGCUCAACAAAGGACAAAAGGGCCGAGUGCGGUCAUCUGUGGGCACACCUGCUGAUGGAUUCAUCGCGAAGGUAUUCUAUGGCAGGUCAGGGUCGUCCACACCUGAAACUGAAAAUAACCAAGGCUGAUCAAGAGCUUUCUCUUCAUUUCUGAAGCAGCGACGUGUCAUUUCAUUCAUAGGAGCCCUUGAUUGCUCUGAGCAUCUUAGCAUGUUCAUAGAUGUCAGUGUUACAGCUUAGAAGCCUUGUUGGGCUUAUUUUUAUCCUCUAGUUGAAGGCAUUGGCCUCUGAUCCUAUUUAGUUUAAUCUGUUCUUUUCCUUCCCGUUUUCACUGACGAAGUGUGUAUGUACCUAGGCUGUGAGACUACAAAUAUGUAGUUGUAUAAGCGAGGAGCUUGUCGCCAUGGAGCUUAUAGUCUAGUCCUCUGCCAAUGUAUGUGAUAUGUGAUGUAUAGUACUUGUGUAUUGUUCGGUUACAUAAUAGCACUUGAAAUUGUCCCCAUUGAGGAUUUGGCCUGAAGUAAAGACAUUGAAUAUUGAUCUA
Panicum virgatum (switchgrass) is the source of this 1789-nucleotide messenger RNA. Its product is annotated as E3 ubiquitin protein ligase DRIP2-like. The record is from RefSeq and is a predicted model, not a curated record. The coding region runs from base 223 to 1374 and encodes 383 amino acids. The transcript is spliced from 7 exons. Gene Ontology annotation, molecular function: ubiquitin-protein transferase activity. Lineage: Eukaryota; Viridiplantae; Streptophyta; Magnoliopsida; Poales; Poaceae.